Molecule: messenger RNA, 3644 nt
Organism: Impatiens glandulifera
Lineage: Eukaryota; Viridiplantae; Streptophyta; Magnoliopsida; Ericales; Balsaminaceae
Product: inactive protein kinase SELMODRAFT_444075-like
Exons: 8
Coding region: 135-2054 (639 amino acids)
Biological process (GO): protein phosphorylation
Molecular function (GO): protein tyrosine kinase activity; ATP binding
Source: RefSeq, a predicted model, not a curated record
AUUUACUUAUCUAAGCUUUCUGCCAUAACAAUGGCGGAGAAUCUGACAUUUAUUUGCAGAGACUGACUGUCAGACACAGGAAUUAAGAAUUUAGCAUCUCCUCUAGAUACUUGUUUUGCUUCAGAAAAUUCGAGAUGACACAACGCGCCUGUGACUCUGCGCCGGAGAAAGUCAUGGUCGCUGUCAAAGCCGAGAAGGUUAUCUCCAAGACCGCUUUGACUUGGGCUCUAACACACGUCGUUCGACCCGGCGACUGCAUUAUCAUGCUCGCCGUCCUCUCCGCUCAGAAAACUGCGCGAAGGCGGUUUUGGAAUUUCCCAAGUCUCACCGGAGAUUGUAGUUCUGGCGACCAGGAUAUGUUACCGGAUCGGAUAUCUCAGAUCUCGGAGUCCUGUUCUCAGAUGGUGCUUCAACUUCACGAUCAAAUUGAGGUUAGAGUUAGAAUUAAGGUAAUAUCUGGAAUGUCCAUUGGUGUUGUAGCAGCUGAAGCGAAAAGCCGUGAAGUGAACUGGGUCAUACUAGACAAGAAACUGAAACAUGAACAAAAGCAUUGUGUCGAUCAGCUUCAAUGUAACAUUGUCAUGAUGAAGGGCUCUCAACCGAAAAUUCUAAAACUCAAUUUAGGAUGGUCAGAUGGACUUGAGACCCCUUUCUUUUCUGCUUCAUCUUCUCCAGAUUUAGAUGCUAGAGAAGAAUCACACAGCAACAGAAUGAGGCAUUCCACUCCCAUUAGCAGCCCUGGAGAGAACAGUCCUCCAUACAUACGGAUUACAGAAGACAAAAUAGCCAGCCCAGAAGAUGCCAAUUCUCUUUUGGUUGUGUACGAGAAAAAUCCACUUUUCGAAGGAACAAUUCAUGGAAAGUGCAGGGCAAACAAUAAGCAAAAGAACUUAAACCCGGUUAAUCGAGUUAAUGGAGAUGAAGGGGACUACUUUUUGAAGUCAAGCAUUAGAGAGGUUGUGUCUUUGAGCAGAGCAUCGUCUGUACCUCCUCCUUUGUGUUCUUUGUGUGAAAAUACAUCUCCUUCUUUCGGAAAACCUCCUAGACGGUUUAGUUAUCAAGAACUGAGGGAAGCCACUGAUGGGUUUUCAAAUACAAAUUUAUUAGUUGACAGAGAGUCUGGAACAGUUCAUAGAGGGAUCCUGAGGGAUGGUCUUAAAGUUGCAGUGAAGACUUGGAAAUUUGUCGGGUCCCAACAAGAUUCUGACUUCUUUAGAGAAUUGUGGAUAUUGAGCUGUGCACAACACAGGAAUGUUGUAUUGUUGAUUGGAUUUUGUGUGGAAGGUGAAGAUAGACUACUAAUUUAUGAGUACAUAUGCAAUGGCUCCUUAGACUUUCAUUUGCAUGGUAGGGCUUCUCUUGAUUGGCAUUCGCGACAAAGGAUAGCUAUUGGAGUAGCAAGGGGUUUACGUUAUCUUCAUGAGGAUUGCAGAGUUGGUUGUAUUGUUCACAGAGACAUACGACCUAAAAACAUUCUUCUAACUCACGAUUAUGAACCGCUGGUCGCUGAUUUUGGACUUGCUAGGCUGUAUACUGAAUGGGAUCCCUAUGAUGAACGAGUCGAGUGUACUUCAGGGUACCUUGCACCAGAAUACUAUGCUAAUGGGAAAAUAACAGAAAAGGUUGAUAUUUACGCUUUUGGAUUGAUAUUGUUAGAGCUAAUCACGGGUAAAAGGAGCAUCGCCUUGAAAUGUCACGUGGGUCAUCAUCUUACAGAGGGUAGUUUUUGCAGCCCGUCGGUACUAGAAUCUGGCCCUCUGCUGUCAAACAUAGAUAAACAACCAAUUCACUGGUGCAUGCCAUCUGACCAACUCAAACGCUUGCCCCGUGAGCAACAAGCCAUGGGUCUUGCUUCAUUCUUGUGCCUGCAAGUUGAUCCUGAAUCUAGACCACCCAUGUCAAAGGUCCUCCGAAUACUUGAAGGGGGAGAUUCAAGAAACAUUAUGGAUUCUGACCCGAAUUCUGUUGGUAGCCGAAGUGCUCGAAUGGGAGAGCAGAGUUCUAAUACACGUCAUGCAAUAAGGAAGAGACAUUCACGCAAAAAUUCUCAAUGAGAGUAAACUCUCCAGUACCUGGUUUGGUUCUCGAAUUCAUUUUAUAUUGAUGCCUUCAAUUUGUUCUAUAUCUUGUUAAUGAUGGAUGCAUAUAUAUAGAUAUCCUGAAUUUAAUCUUGAUAAAUUUGAUUUACCCUUUUACAAGGAUGAUGAAAAUUUGAUCCUAACUAAUUACAAAUUAAUGAUUAGAUUAGUAUAAUGAAGUACAUUUGUUUAAAACUUGGUUGAAGGAAUUGAGGACCAGGAGAUAUCAUAGUCAGUCAUUUCUUGUUGCAUGGCAGCCAUUGGAUUAAUAUCAGGUGGCUGCUCAGAUACACUCCAAACUUUUAUAGACUUAUCAAGGCUUCCACUAUAAAGCACCCAUCGACGAUCAUCCUCCUUCGAGUCCUGACUAGCCUCAACCGCCAGACACUUAACCGGACCUGUAUGCCCGCUCAACACAGAUAAACAAGUAUGACUCUUCCCUUCCUUCUUCCACACGCAAAUAGUCUUAUCCGCAGAACCAGUAAACAAAAUGUCUCGAGCAGACGCCAAAGAUAGAACUGCCAGCUUAUGUCCUUUCAAAACACCCCCAUGCGUCAAUUCCUUAUCCCUUUCCCAAAAAUUCACCAAACCGUCCGAUGAACCGCAGUAGAUAGCCGUAUCCGAACCACCAACGACUAGAGCGGUUACAGCACUUUCCUGUUUCAGAAGGGUGCUUGAUAAUGUAUGUUUGGUUACUUUAACCAGCAUUUCUCUACGCCAAACUUUAACUGUCCCGUCCGCGGAACCUGUGAAGACGAGGUUUCCAUCGCCCGAACCUGCUACCACGGCAUUGAUGGCGUCGUCAUGAGCCUUGACGGAUUCUAGGCAUUUGGAUGAUUGGAGUCUCCAUACCUUAAAGGUGCGGUCCCAUGAAGCUGAAUAGAGGAGGCCGUUCUGUAUGUCUAGGCUAAGACAGGAGAUGGCGUCGGAGUGUUUGAUCCAAAGGCCGGUUCGUUUCUUCUUGACUUGGACGUAGUUCUUGGGACGGAUGGAGGCUUUGAAGAUGUCGAUGAAUUUGGGUAAGGUGCCGGCUCGUUUGUGGAGUUUCUCAUUCUUUUGUUGGACUUUCCAGACACGGAUCUUCCCAUCUUGGUGGCCGGUGAAGAUUUUCUCACCCGAGAUGAUGAUGGCCUUGACUAGACCGCUGUUUGAUUUGAAGGCGGAGAAUUCUUUGAGGUUUUUCCAGACACGGAUGUUCUUGCUGUCGGAGCCGGUGUAUAGGAGGUCUCGGAUAGCCGCGAGGGAAUAGAUGUGACCUUCUUCUCGGACCAGGGAGCCGAUGAGGCUGUUUUGUGGGGUGGUUGUACCGGUGGGGUCUGGGUCAUCGGAUUGGGACCAGGGGGAUUUGGCAAAGGGAGAUGGUUGGUUCCAUGGAGACAUCAUCAUUGGAGAACCUUCCGUGCUCAUACGGGCGUGGUCGAACGCAGAGAAGCUGCUGUUUCUGGUUUGGAAUUCUUCAUCGGUUUCACUCAUUGCGUACGAGAAUUGUUUUGUUUUUUCGUUUUUCAAAAAAACAAGAUUAUCUGUUGGAUCAUACAAUUUAUCAAACAAACAAUUGAUUUUUGG